Molecule: messenger RNA, 1599 nt
Organism: Salvia splendens (bonfire salvia)
Lineage: Eukaryota; Viridiplantae; Streptophyta; Magnoliopsida; Lamiales; Lamiaceae
Product: putative F-box protein At3g28280
Exons: 2
Coding region: 170-1435 (421 amino acids)
Molecular function (GO): protein binding
Source: RefSeq, a predicted model, not a curated record
GUCAACAAUGAUGUUGUAGCGAUCUUCUUUAAUAAGCAAUCGCCAUUACGCCUCUGAGAAAUCAAAGCCGGUGAUUUUAACUCUUACCGGCGGUCGAUCGAAGAGAGAGAAUUACAUCGACAGUUUUUGACUACUCACCGAGCUCCAAUUUACUGUAAACAGUGAUACGAUGAAGAAAUCCGCCACGGGCGGAAAGACUAGCUUGCUGAAGUGGGCGGAAGAAAGAAUGAAGUUGAAACGGGAGCUCGAAGAAGAGAAGAAAAAGCAGCAGACAAGCAAGGAGCCACGAGAUGUUAGUCCGGUUGCUGUGCCUUAUCUCCCUGAAGACUGCAUUUUCCACAUCCUUGUCCGGCUUCCUCUUGAAUCGCUACUAUCAUCGAGGUUUGUUUGUAAGGCCUGGUACCGGAUUGUCAAUCGUCCUGAUUUUGUUGACUCCCAUCUGCAGCGAUCAAGCGUUGGAUUGAUAUAUUUGACCCCGGCUGCGAAGGCUGCCUCGUCUUCUAAUGUUGGGAGCUCUUCAGCCGUGAAAAAAAAUGAGUUUAACGUCGAUGCCAAUGUUUUAGGAUUAGACUCUGUUGCUGUACUUCACUGGCACCUUUUCAGCCCACGUACACGGUUUCAGAUCAAGUAUUUGGACAUUGGAGGUGACAAAAGCACGAUAAAGGAGUACAACGUGACUUGCACCGGCCACAUCAAGGCAACGUGCAAUGGCUUGAUUGUUCUUGAAAAGGUUGUGAAGGGAAGAGGGCUAAUCGUGAUGAACCCUGUCACGAGGGAGGUGGAAACGGUUCCUUUGGGGACUAUGUGUGACCCUCACCGUGAAUCGUAUGGAUUGGCAUUUUGCCGCGAGUCGAGCAGGUAUAAACUCGUGCACUUGUUUCAGGAUGCCUCGCAGUGCAUCGGGUGUGAGAUUAUGCACAUCGGGAGCAGGACAUGGAGAGUCGUCGAAGGACCCCCUCAUGGAUUCAUGGGCUGGUUAGGAUAUGCCCCGGUGUCCGCCAUAGGUGCUCUGCAUUGGGUUCCCAAUGUUGAUCAUAACGAGCACAUCGUGUCAAUGCCGUUGAAGGACGAGGGGUUUGUCAAGAUACCUCUCCCCAGCACCGGUGGGAUUCACGAUCGUGUUCUUGAAAUUGGUGGGAGUCUUGGAUUCGUGUCUCGUGAGUCAGCCAUCCGGAUUGAUGUGUGGAUCUUGAAGAGUUUGGGGGGCGAGGGUUGGGCGAAGCAGCACAAUGUCGUGUUGGAUUGCGCGAGAGAUAUGGUUCCCCUCUAUUGCGUGGGAACAGGUGGCGAAUUGGUUUUCGAGCAUGGGGAGCAUCUAUAUGCUUAUGAUCGACGUUCACGGGUUAUGAGGAAGGUCGAGGCGAAGAACGAAUCGCGUCCUUCGGCCGGCUGCUAUUUUCCUCAUGUCAAUAGUCUCAUCUCAUGGAAGAUCUAGCAAGACCCAAAAAAAAUUGGUAAGAGUGGCGAACUCAUGACUGAGUGGCACGUGUUCGAAUCCCACCAUCCGCACUUAAUGUGUAAGAGUGGCUUUAGUAUCGAGUUGCUAAAAUUUCACACAUAAAUCUUGAUUUACAACAAUGAAAAUUCUUAAUAGAGAAA